Messenger RNA from Heterobasidion irregulare TC 32-1, 780 nucleotides. RefSeq lists its product as uncharacterized. Gene Ontology annotation, molecular function: nicotinate-nucleotide adenylyltransferase activity; nicotinamide-nucleotide adenylyltransferase activity. The transcript is spliced from 3 exons. The annotation marks the transcript as partial. Lineage: Eukaryota; Fungi; Basidiomycota; Agaricomycetes; Russulales; Bondarzewiaceae. The record is from RefSeq and is a predicted model, not a curated record. Gene Ontology annotation, biological process: NAD+ biosynthetic process.
UUCCCCAACCCGCCCUCCUACGCCUUCCCGCACCACCGCCUCGCGCGCACCACGCGCAGCGCCCACAAGACGCCGCUCGUGCUCGUCGCGUGCGGCUCCUUCAGCCCCGUCACCUACCUCCACCUCCGCAUGUUCGAGAUGGCCGUCGACUACGUCCGCCAGAACACCGACUUUGAGGUCGUCGGCGGCUACCUGAGCCCCGUCAGUGACCAGUACAAGAAGCCCGGCCUGCUGAGCGGCGAGCACCGCGUCAACAUGUGCACCCUCGCCGCAGAGGAGACCUCCACCUGGCUCAUGGUCGACCCCUGGGAGGCCCGCCAGACAGAGUACCAGCGCACCGCCGUCGUCCUCGACCACUUCGACCACGAGAUCAACACCGUCCUCGGCGGCGUGCUCGUCCCAGCGGACGAUGGCAGCGAUGGCGGCGACGGCGACGGCGAGGAGGUCCGCCAGCCCGUGCAGGUGAUGCUCCUCGCGGGCUCGGACCUCAUCAGCACCAUGUCCGAGCCUGGCGUCUGGUCCGAGGCGGAUCUCGACCACAUCCUCGGGCGCUACGGCACCUUCAUCGUCGAGCGCGCGGGCGCGGACAUGGACCAGGCGACCGAGGCCGAGGCGCUCGCGCGCUGGCGGCACAACAUCUUCUUCGUCGCGCAGCUCAUACAGAACGACGUCUCGUCCACCAAGGUCCGCCUCUUCCUCCGCCGCGGCCUCUCCGUGCGCUACCUCGUCCCCGCGCCCGUCGUCGCGUAUAUCGAGGAGCACGCGCUUUAUCUCGACGAG